AUGGGGACAUGGAACAUGGGACAUGGGACAUGGGACAUGGGACAGGGGACAUGGGGAGAUGGGGACAUGGGACAUGGGGACAUGGGGACAUGGAACAUGGGACAUGGGACAGGGGACAUGGGGACAUGGGGACAUGGAACAUGGGACAUGGGACAGGGGACAGGGGACAUGGGGACAUGGGACAGGGGACAUGGGGGACAUGGGGACAGGGGUAAUGGGGGACAUGGGGGACAUGGGGACAGGGACCAUGGGGGACAUGGGACAUUGGGACAGGGGACAGGGGGGACAUGGGGGACAUGGGGACAGGGACCAUGGGGGACAUGGGGACAGGGACCAUGGGGUACAUGGGGGACAAGGGACAUGGGGGGCAUGGGGGACAUGGGGACAUGGGGGACAAGGGACAGGGGACAUGGGGGACAUGGGGACAUGGCUGACAUGGGGGGGCAUGGGACAUGGAACAUUGGGGACAAUGGGGACAUGGAACAUGGGGGACAUGGGGACAUGGUAGACAAUGGGGACAUGGAACAUAGGGACAUGGGACAUGGGGGACAUAGAACAUGGGGACAUGGAAUAUGGGACACGGGGGACAUGGAACAUGGGGACAUGGGGGACAUGGAACAUGGGGACAUGGAACAUGGGGACAUGGGGACAUGGGGGACAUGGGGACAUGGGGGACAUGGAACAUGGGGACAUGGGGACAUGGGAACAUGGGGACAUGAAACAUGGGAAUAUGGGGACAUGGGGGACAUGGAACAUGGGGACAUGGGGGACAUGGAACAUGGGGACAUGGAGACAUGGGGGACAUGGGGACAUGGGGACAUGGGGGACAUGGAACAUGGGGACAUGGGGAACAUGGAGACUGUGGGGACAUGGAACAUCGGGACAUGGGGGACAUGGAACAUCGGGCCAAGCGACAUGGGGGACAUAUGGACAGGGGACAUGGGGGGCAUUGGGGACGUUGGAGACAUGGGGACAUGGGAAACAUUGGGGACAUGGGGGACAUGGAACAUGGAGACAUGGGGGACAUGGAACAUCGGGCCAAGCGACAUGGGGGACAUAUGGACAGGGGACAUGGGGGGCAUUGGGGACAUGGGAGACAUGGGGACAUGGGAAACAUUGGGGACAUGGGGGACAUGGAACAUGGAGACAUGGGGGACAUGGAACAUCGGGCCAAGCGACAUGGGGGACAUAUGGACAGGGGACAUGGGGGACAUUGGGGACAUGGGAGACAUGGGGACAUGGGAAACAUUGGGGACAUGGGGGACAUGGGGACGAGUAAUCCUUGGAAAGACCUUUAAAACUUUAUCUUUGUCUCUCACAUGUAUAAUGGUACACAUAUGA
Haliotis rufescens (red abalone) is the source of this 1341-nucleotide messenger RNA. Its product is annotated as PE-PGRS family protein PE_PGRS16-like. The transcript has a single exon. Lineage: Eukaryota; Metazoa; Mollusca; Gastropoda; Lepetellida; Haliotidae. The record is from RefSeq and is a predicted model, not a curated record. Bases 1 to 1341 code for a protein of 446 amino acids.